AUGGCUGUUGAGUCUGACAUAUUCAAGAACGAGUUUGAUCAAGAUAGAAACCAUGUUGGGAUAGUCACUGGAAGCAUCAUAAACCCAGUUACUACACAGAGUCUAAAUUCCCUUGAAAUUAAACUAAAGAGUGGACAAGCUAUUCAGGUUAAAAUAGAGCAUGAUGGCUUGAUUAACAUGCUUUAUGUCUUUCUUGGAUACUCUGAAAGCCAGUUGAAGAUCGUUCUUAACCUCACAAUUGAUCUGCCAAAUAUUGUCCCAAGCACAACUUAUGUUGGCUUCACAGAUUCAAGGGGCAACAGUGAAAGAGAGUAUUUUGCUAAAAUCCACACCAUAGGCAAACUUAGGCACAAUAAAAUACUGCAGCUGUUGGGUUUUGGCAUAAAGGCAGAUAUCUUCUUGGUCUACAAGUACAUGCAAAAUGGAGGUUUAGAUUGCUUCACAGGAUCUCCUGGAUAUUUGGCUCCAGAAGUAGGUUUCACAUGGAAAGCCACCCCAGAAUCAAAUGUUUAUAGUUUUGGAAUGGUGGUGCUUGAAGUUAUAUGUGGAAUAAGAUCAAAGAGCAAAAUAGGAGACAAGAGUUUGGCGGACUAUGUUUGGAACAUGCAUAGUGUAAAUGCAUUGAACGAGUGUGUGGAUGCACUAUUAGGACGUGAGUUUGAUGAGGAAGAAGCUAGAAUGGUAUUAAUGGUUGGGUUGGUUUGUUUUCAUUCGGAUUUAGCGUUUAGACCUAAAAUGAGGAAAAAGGUGCACAUUUUACUAGACCCAAACAAGCCUUUGAUGGAAUUGCCAGAAGUAAGACCUCUUCGAGUUUAUGCGUCAGUUUCUUCAUCUACUUCAACUUCUAACUUCGAGUCCAGAGGAGUGUAUUCAUAUUCACAGCUUCAAUAG
This is a messenger RNA of Neltuma alba, 891 nucleotides long. Its product is annotated as cysteine-rich receptor-like protein kinase 42. The transcript is spliced from 3 exons. The coding region runs from base 1 to 891 and encodes 296 amino acids. The record is from RefSeq and is a predicted model, not a curated record. Gene Ontology annotation, molecular function: carbohydrate binding. Lineage: Eukaryota; Viridiplantae; Streptophyta; Magnoliopsida; Fabales; Fabaceae.